ACCACACGUGUUUGUUGUUAUUUUCUUAACGCAAAUACUUAUUGCGUUACUAUUUAUUAAUAAUAUAAUUAAUAUAAAAUAAAUUCUACGCAAAAUGGGUCGCAUGAAUCGUUCACGUAAACGUCGCGAUGAAAUGAAUAAAAUAAAGAAAGCACGAUAUGAGGCAAAGGAAUUAAUACGCUUGAAGAAGACGCUUGGACUGAUUGACGCUGAUGGCAAUGAAAUUAUGAAGGAUGUUUCCGAUGUGGCACAAGUAAAGACAGCCAAAGAAAUUAAAAUUGAAAAGAAAACUAAAGAGGAGAAAGAAUUAGAACAUGAAAUGCAGGAGCAACGUGAGAAAGGCAAGAAGAUCAAAGUCGUCAAUGAAAACACAGGCAAAGAACAUAUCUACAACAGCAAAACACUUAGAGAUCAGUUUGGCAAUUACCCACCGUGGUUCAAGCGCAAUAAGACAGCGAAACGUUUACGGAAGAAGGACCAUGCCCGCUCAAGAGACUUCAAGCAAGCCUGGACGACAAUAAACGUGCCUUUGUAAAUAAAUUAUAGUGAUUGUUUGCUUAGUUUGUAAGCUAUUUUUAUAAUCCAAAAAAUAACAACUCCGCUGCUCUUAACUCAUAGAUGAAUAUGAGGACAAUAUUUAAAUAAAAAUCUAAUGAAUUAAUUUUAAUAUUAAA
Molecule: messenger RNA, 674 nt
Organism: Teleopsis dalmanni
Lineage: Eukaryota; Metazoa; Arthropoda; Insecta; Diptera; Diopsidae
Product: 18 kDa learning-associated protein of slug-like
Exons: 2
Coding region: 95-535 (146 amino acids)
Biological process (GO): dendrite extension
Cellular component (GO): nucleolus
Molecular function (GO): RNA binding
Source: RefSeq, a predicted model, not a curated record